Rosa rugosa (rugosa rose) is the source of this 2113-nucleotide messenger RNA. RefSeq lists its product as uncharacterized. NCBI's taxonomy places the organism in Eukaryota, Viridiplantae, Streptophyta, Magnoliopsida, Rosales, Rosaceae. Bases 608 to 1141 code for a protein of 177 amino acids. The record is from RefSeq and is a predicted model, not a curated record. The transcript is spliced from 2 exons.
AAGAAAAGGGAAAAGCAGUGCUCAUUGAAGAACCAAAAGAGCAUAAAUGUACCAAGAAGAGGGGGAGAAAACCUCAAGGUAAAACCUACAAUACCAGAACCAAAGAGCAUAAGUCUUAUGAGAAGGUUGAUGAUUCAAGCUCUGGUGACUCUGAUUUCUAUAUUGAUAGUGACUAUGAGCAGACUAAAGGUGACGAUGAUAUAGAUUUUGAUGAAAAUGUCAAAAAUCCAAGCACAAUUGAGGAAUAUGAGGAGAUGGGAUUUAUGGGAGUAUGCUCUAAUGAUGAAGGCAACAGUGAUGAGUUUGCUAGUUGGGAUGGAUCUCAAACAGAAGAGGAUGAAGAUGGUAAUCCUCUUCCCAAGAGAUCAUCUAAGAAUCCAAAAACCAAGGCUUGAAAUAGAGCUGUUGAUUUAGGUACUCCAAAUUUCUGUGUCGGACAAGCUUUUACGAAUUCAGAAGUCUUGAAGGAAGCUGUGAGAGAGUAUUUUUUGUUUAUCAGAGAUGAUUGUGGUUCCAAAAGAACAGCAAGAUUAAGAUUGAGGUACGAUGUCAGUGGGGGUGUCCUUUUUGGCUUUAUGCUUCAAGAAUCAACAAGGAGGAUCCCACCAUGUACAUUAAGACACUGAGGCAAGCUCAUAAGUUUCAUGUAAUUCAAAAAAGCCAUCAUCUAAACUGCAACAGGGUUGCUAGAGAAGUAUUAGAAGAUCUCAUGGUUGAUACUGAAUGGUCAAGGACCGGUAUUCAAAACAGAAUUCAGAAGAAGUACAAGCUAGAUGUCUCUGUGAAAACUAUAUAUAGAGGGAAACUGGCAGCCAAAAGAAUGAAUGAAGGCCACUACUUGCAGCAAUACAAUAAGCUUGCAUUGUACAAGAAAGAAUUGCUAAGGAGCAAUCCAGGGUCAACUGUUGAAAUUAAGACACAAAUGGAUGGUGAAGUUAGAAGAUUUCAUAGAAUGUACAUAUGCCUAGCUGCUUGCAAGGAGGGAUGGAUCAAGGGUUGUAGGCCUCUAAUAGGGUUGGAUGGCUGUCAUAUCAAAGGCCAACAUCCAGGGAAGAUACUUUGUGCAGUGGGCAUAGAUGCAAAUAAUGGAAUUUUUCCGGUUGCUUAUUCAGUGGUUGAGGUUGAAAACACUGAAACUUGAAAAUGGUUCUUGGAGUAUCUCAUAUGGGAUUUGAAGAUGGAAAAUCCCAUGUCAUAUACUUUUAUCACGGAUAAACAAAAGGGCCUAGGGAUUGCCAUAGCUGAUUUGAUGUCGGGAGCAGAGCAUAGACAUUGCGUUAGACAUUUGUACAAUAAUUUCAAGUGCAAGAAUCCUGGUAAAGGACUCAAGCAGACUUUAUGGAAUGCAGCAAGGUUCACCACACAUAUAUGGUUCAAUAGAAACAUGGAAGCAAUGGAGAAGCAAUCAGAUGGGGUUGGGAAAUGGUUUGAAGACAAGCCAUCAGAACAGUGGAGUAGUUCACAUUUUAGAACCACUUCUAAAUGUGACAUCCUCCUAAAAAAUUUAUGUGAAUUGUGGAAUGCUUCUCUAGUUAGGCAUAGGGAUAAACUGAUUUUGACCAUGAUGGAAGGGAUGAGGAUGGAUUCCAUGACAAGAAUGGCUAACAAAAGGGUUGCCGGCACAAGACGGACCAAUAUGGUUGGCCCUCGAAUUGCAAAAGUUAUUGAGAAGAUUGGCAAAAGAACUCAUGAAUAUAGAGCACACAUGUCUGGGGAGUUUUUGUACCAAGUGAUUGGAGGCAUGUACGGGAACAAGCAUGCUGUUGACUUAGGCAUGCACACAUGCACAUGCAGGAGGUGGCAAUUAAGUGGAAUUCCUUGUGUCCAUGCAACAUGUGCUAUAUUUGCAAAGAAACUGGAACCUAGCCUAUUUGUGGACAAUUAUUUGUUACCCUCUACUUAUCUUGAUGCAUAUAAUCCUAUCAUCUACCCUAUUGCUGGAGAUGAUGAUUGGGAGCUGGUGGACUACCCAAUUGCUCCUCCACCAUACAAGAAACAAGCAGGGAGGCCUAAAAUGAAGAGAAUCAAAGAACCUGGAGAGGGAAAAGCAUCACCUGCCCCUGAUGCAAGCAAGAUGUCUAGAAACCUUUAUGGAACAAAGAUGACCUACAAG